UCUCUGUGAUGCUGGAGACUCGCUGCCACUUGCUCUAGCAUUAGGGGCAAACUCGGUCGAGGGAUACAUCAGAAUAUUCCAAUCCUCUAGAAGAUGACUGAUACGUGGAAGCAGCCUUUCAUUGAAAUACAGAAGGUGUAUUACAUAGCUCUCUGUUCUCUCGGGAUUCCAGGGAACCUGUUUGCGAUCUACAUCAUCUGUUGCCGAGCAUGCGGUCUAUCCAAGACCACCACCAUCUACCUGGUGGCUCUGGCUGUGUCUGACACCCUCUGCCUGGUGUGGGCUGGCAUCCUCAACCUGACCAAGCUGUGGCAGGCUCCGGACAGCAGCUGGGUCUACACCCGCUGGUGGUGUGCAUCUAUUGUGCUGGAGUACGCCACCAUUCUCCUCUCUGUGUGGAUCACCACUGCCUUCACCAUCGAGAGAUACCUGGUGCUGUUUAACAAGAGACUGCAGCUUCAGGUGGCCAAGCCCAGGAACACUCUGUGGGCACUUGUACUGACUGUCAUCCUCUCCCUUGCCUUGACAGCCCUGGCCUUCAUGAUGAAUGUAUUUGCCAGGCACUCCCUGGCUGCCACUGUUUGGGUUUCGAGGAACUUCAGCAGCGACCAGCGCAGGGAAUGUGGUCCCUUCAAUCGCACACGGAACCCGGCUACAAUCUGGCUACACACGGUUAUAUCUGGUGGCAUUCCCUACCUCCUAAUCCUGGUGUUCAGCACCCUGAUAGCCUACAGGCUCCACAAGGGAACCAAGAUCCAUUCAGAAUCUGACAACGCUGCCUUCAAGACCACCAGGAUCAGAAUCAGGAGGUCCGCCCACAUCAUGCUGGUGGUCUCCUUUGCUGCCGUGGCCCUGGGUUUGCCCAGGUUUGUCUCCGAGUGCCUCCCCAGCAGCUUAGACAGGCUGAAUUAUUUUGACUACAGUGUGGUGAGCAGCGUGGUCCCUGACAUUCUCUUCAUGCUACAGUGGUUCAACUCAGCCAUCAACUUCUGGCUCUUCUGCUCAGCCUCGUCUGCCUUCCGCCAAGAGUGUUGGACCAUCCUCACCUUCACCAACUGCAGGAGGAAGCCCCCUGUCCGUGUGGCCACUCUGCCCAUCAACACCCUGAAGACCGUGUACCGUCUAACCCAACUCAAGACCCAAACCCCACUUCAGCCGCAGAAGAACUGAGGCCAGUUCACCACCGGCCCACCGAGUCCAGACCGCCCAGCGAUGGCCCAUUCACACGAGUUCCACGAUAUCCCACAUUCACAUCCACUCCCUACACAACUCACAGAGGGGCGAUUAACCCGUGACUCUGGUGCCGACGACUCACCGUCACCGUCGCGGAGCUGGCCGAGUCCGGAGCGGGUGGAGCGGUGGUGGAGCGCUGCUGCUGCUGCUGCUGCUGCGGCCCGACCUCCGGAGAUUCGGAGGCUGCAACUGCGGGUCUGGUGGACGGCGGCACCGGGAGCCCGCGGGUCCCUGGAGGGAGACCGCUUUUCAGGGCUCUCGCAACGGCGACUCCUCCCGCCCGAGUUGCGGGGUCGAAGAGCCCCUGGAGCGGGGCCUUACAUCACCGCCCCGCGCGGCUUGGAAUGGCCGCGGGACUCUGCGAGCGCACGCCGGGGGCUUUAACACCUAGACCCGGUGUGCGACCUCGCACCACCCGCCGUGGCUUUAAUGGCCGCGGGACAAUCGCCAUCGCCAGCCGGGGGCUUUGACUUUGACUCUGACAUCGGGGAGUGGGGGAGUGCAGUGGAGAGAUGUUUUUUUGGCCUUCCAUCACAGCAAUGUGAUGGAUGUUUAUGUAAAUUAUGUUGUGUCUUGGGUCUAUUUGUUUGUAAUGUAUGGCUGCAGAAACGGCAUUUCGUUUGGACCUCAAGGGGUCCAAAUGACAAUUAAAUGUAAUCUUGAAUCUUGAACCUACAAACCUGCAAGUCUUUGGGAUGUGGGAGGAAACCGGAGCACCCGGAGGAAACCCACGUGGUCACAGGGAGAACAUGCAAACUCCGCCCAGACAGCACCCUUGGUCAGGAUCAAAUCAUUUUGGGUCGAGAC
Messenger RNA from Leucoraja erinaceus (little skate), 2040 nucleotides. Its product is annotated as probable G-protein coupled receptor 139. Gene Ontology annotation, biological process: G protein-coupled receptor signaling pathway. Lineage: Eukaryota; Metazoa; Chordata; Chondrichthyes; Rajiformes; Rajidae. The record is from RefSeq and is a predicted model, not a curated record. Gene Ontology annotation, cellular component: membrane. Gene Ontology annotation, molecular function: G protein-coupled receptor activity. The transcript has 2 exons. The coding region runs from base 94 to 1170 and encodes 358 amino acids.